Amborella trichopoda is the source of this 1450-nucleotide messenger RNA. RefSeq names its product plastid division1 (gene PDV1). The record is from RefSeq and is a predicted model, not a curated record. Gene Ontology annotation, biological process: chloroplast fission. Lineage: Eukaryota; Viridiplantae; Streptophyta; Magnoliopsida; Amborellales; Amborellaceae.
GAUCGGCUUUACUUCUCUCUUUCUCAAUUAAGCCAGAAGGGCAGCUUUAGGGUUGCUUCCAAUUCAAAAUUCCCCCCUUUCCCAACUCAUCUAAAUUCCCCCUCUCUCUCUACACUUGGAGAGGGAAAACCCUCACAUUUUGAUCAUCAAACCCAUUCGAAGAAGAAUCCCCCUAGGAAUGAAAUGGGGGCAAUGGAGGCCGAAGAUAUUGAAGCGGUUCUCGAGAGGGUAUGGGACUUGCACGAUAAGAUCAGUGAUGCCAUCCAUUUCAUCUCCAAAACCCACUUGUUAAAUUCCAUCUCUAAACCACCACCUAUCAACACAGAGGAAGACGCUUUUUCCCCUGAAAAAACCCUAAAAAAUGAAGAACAGAACAACAAAUUCACCAAUGGCUUUGUGUUCAUGAAGAAGGAGAAUCAAGCCUUUGAUACUGAUGGACUUGUCGCAGAGGCGAGAAGUUUAAAUGCAAUCAGGACUGCUCUCGAAGACCUUGAAGAUCAGCUCGAAUUCUUCCAUACUGUGCAGUCACAGCAAAGGGCAGAAAGAGAUGUGGCUAUGGCAAGGCUGGAACAAAGUCGCAUGGUUCUGGCCAUGAGGCUGGCUGAUCAUCGGGGCAAGAAAUAUGGAGUGAUUGAGGAAGCCCUAGCUUUUGUUGGUGAUGUGGAAGCAGUGGAGCGCUCUGUUGCACCCGAGAAUCUAUAUGAAAUGCCACCAUUACAAAGUGGAGAACAUUUUCAAGAUGAAGAGAAGAGCUCUAGUGCCCUCUCGAAGAUGCUUAAUGUUGCCAAAAACUCCGUGAAGUUGGAUAGGGUUGUUGGGUUUUUUGGAAAUGUUGCACUUAUAGUCAUAGGAAUGCACGUGCUAUUGCAGCUUCGCCCUGUUGCCUUUAGAACUGGGACCACUUCUAGAAGUUCACAGUUCGAUGAGGAUUCCGGUUUUGCAAGGGGGAUCAGGGAUCUGCGUGAGGUGGAUGAUUCUUUUGAGAUGAAAGGUGGGAGCAAACGAAAUGACCUUUCAAAAGAUGGCCGGGUUAAAGGUUUGGACGUGUUGUUGGCAAGGGGCUGAUAGUUCGGUUUAUAAGCUGGGCAUAUUUGUGGCAGCCUGUACUUAUGAAAUCCAUUUGUUGAUAUUUGAUAACCAUUCCUUUUUUCUCUUUGGAAUCUUGUAUUAGAACAUCUAAUGAUGAGCAAUUUUCCAAUGCCAGAUGCACAGAUGCUUCACAAAUCAGUGACAUGCAAAGAUGAAAAAUUUGGAAAUCAAGGGUAUGAUUAGGACUGGAGAGGCUUACCCUGUCACUAUGAUAAGUCUCACUAGGCCUGCAUGCUGUUUGCCCAAAUAUAGAAACACGAAGUGCUGAGUUCUGCGUUAUUCUGCUUCUGGUUUAAACCCCACAACCAAGAAACUAUAGAAUUUGUCAGCAUCAAUUGAUUUUUCCCCUGGUGUUCUCGAA